This is a messenger RNA of Girardinichthys multiradiatus, 1329 nucleotides long. RefSeq names its product secretagogin-like. Gene Ontology annotation, biological process: regulation of presynaptic cytosolic calcium ion concentration; regulation of long-term synaptic potentiation. The transcript has 11 exons. Gene Ontology annotation, cellular component: cytosol; dendrite; terminal bouton. Gene Ontology annotation, molecular function: calcium ion binding. Bases 147 to 962 code for a protein of 271 amino acids. The record is from RefSeq and is a predicted model, not a curated record. NCBI's taxonomy places the organism in Eukaryota, Metazoa, Chordata, Actinopteri, Cyprinodontiformes, Goodeidae.
UUUGUUGCAUUUUCUACGCAUAUCAGGAUACGUCAGGGGAAAAGUCUAAGAUUUUACUUCAGUGGAAUAUUUCUUAUCUGCAGAUCUGAAAAAUUUGUUUUUCUUUUUCUUUGGUUUUUCAUUUUUUUGGACUGAUCACCAGAACCAUGGACAGCGCACUGGACAGACUUGAUGCUGCACGUUUCUUACAGAUUUGGCAAUAUUUCGACAAAGAUGACAAAGGCUACAUCGAAGGAAAGAAGAUGGACGACCUUUUCAAGUACAUGUUGCAAAAUCUUGGAAUGAAGACAGAUGAGAUUACAGAGGACAAAAUGAGAAGAAUGAGAGACAAAUUUGUGUCUCCGUAUGACUCUGCAGGUGGAAAUGUGCAGAUCCAGGAGAGAGACUCCGCUGGACAACAGCGUGGAGUUCAUGAGGGUAAGGGGAAAACAUCGACAAAUAACAGAGAUGGAGCUUUCUUAAGAUACCUGAUUUGGAGGAACUAUGACACAGAUAGCAGUGGAUAUAUUUCAUCCAAUGAACUUAUGGGUUUUUUACAAGACCUUUUCCUCCAGCACAGGAAGUCCAUCACGCCUCAGAAGCUGGAGGAGUACACUGAUACCAUGAUGAAGAUGUUUGACAAGAACAGGGAUGGCAGGCUGGAUCUGAACGACAUGGCCAGAAUUUUGGCCCUGAAUGAAAACUUCCUACUGAAGUUUAGGACAGAUGCUUGCAGUGUAGAGGACAGAAAGAAGGACUUUGAGAAGAUAUUUGCUCACUAUGAUGUCAGUAAGACAGGUGAGCUGGAGGGGCCUGAAGUCGAUGGAUUUGUCAAGGAUAUGAUGGAGCUGGUAAAGCCCAGCAUCAGCGGGAUGGAACUGGAUAAGUUCAGGACAGCCCUGAUGGGUCACUGUGACAUCAACAGGGAUGGGAAAAUCCAGAAGAACGAGCUUGCUCUCUGCCUCGGCCUUAAACUCAGUUAACCUUCUUUGGCUUUAUUUUUAUUUAUUUUUUUAUCUUAACAUCCUCUGUGUUACAUUUAUAUCCACCUAAAGGCUCUCAGUUUCUGUCCUCUUAUUCAUUUGACUUUUUAUGCUACUUUAAAGCGUUUUCAUUGUGGCAAACGUUUUAUUUCUGUGUAAAACAAAAUCUACACCUCACUUCACCAUACAGAAACAAAUACCUUGAUCGUAAAUCAUUCAUUUGAAUUUUGUGAAAAUUGUAUGGCUGCUUCUUGGUGAUGUGAUAAUAAUGUACAGUGUGAACUGCUGUAUUUAUGACAAAAUUGUAAAAUGAUUCAAAACAGUAAUGACUGAUAACAUUGAAUAAACCUUUGUCAUCUGUGCAUUA